CAGAGCGCAUUAAGAAAAAUGAGCUGGCAAGAGUGCAUAUGGACAACUCUGUGAAGUUAGCCAUGCUAGGCCGAAUUAGCAUAGCCACACAGUUAAAUGAGGGACACCGUAUUAGCAUAAGAAAACACAACGAGGAGGUGGACAGGAAUCGGCAUAUUUUGUCAAAGAUCGUUGAUGCCGUGAAAUUUUGUGGGGCCUUUGAACUUGCUUUGCGUGGUCAUGAUGAGAGUGACACAUCAGAAAACCCUGGCAUUUUCCUGGGUCUCAUUGACCUAAUGGCGUCAAUCGACCGUGAUUUGGAGGAGCACCUGGAGAACGCCACUGUUUUUAAAGGCACUUCGAAGACCGUGCAAAAUGAACUGUUAGACUGCAUGUUGUCAGUUCUCAGAGACCACAAUCUGGAAGAGGUAAAACAGUCGGACUAUAUUGCCAUUCAGGCAGAUGAGACAACCGACAUCUGCACUCAUUGUCAGCUCGUGCUUGUGCUACGGUACAUAGAUGGCCACAACAACAUUCAAGAACACUUUUUUGAGUUUAUCGCGCUUCCAAAUGCGACCGCUGCUACGAUUGCCACUGAAUUAUUGGAAAGGCUGAGGACCAUUCUUCCUGCGGGACAAGAGCGAAAAUUAAUUGCCCAGGCCUAUGAUGGUGCCGCAGUGAUGAGGGGUGCUACAGGUGGAGUGCAGCGUAAAGUUCAAGAUGUCUACGGGAGUGCCUACUACGUUCACUGUUAUGCGCAUCAAUUGAACCUCAUCAUGCAGCAGGCAACAUCCCACAUCCCGAAGAUCGGCCAGUUUUUUUCAGACAUUGGGGGUUUUUCUACAUUUUUUUCUAAGUCUUUCAAACGAACGGCAGUGCUAGAUGAGGUGGUGGCACACCGACUUCCAGGUGCUUCAACAACGCGAUGGAACUUCCACAGUCGUGCUGUUAACACAGUUUACGAGCACAAAGAUGAACUGGUCAAGUGUUUCCAAACCAUCCGAGACAGAGGAGACUUUGAUGCUAUAUCGAAGAGAGAGGCCGGGGGUUGUAUGAGAAUGUUGGAAGAUGAGGUUUUCUGUUUCUUCCUGGCGUUAUUUCAUAAAAUCAUGCCACAUGUAGACAUGCUGUUUAACCAGCUGCAGAAGAGAAACAUAGACUCUGUCUUCAUCGCAGGCAUCACCCAGCGGUUCACUCACAGCAUACAGGCUAUCAGGGACUCUGUUGAUUCUCUAGUUGAAGAUGAGGACUAUAGGGGACCUGUACAGGAACCACCCCCGAAGAAACGGAUGGCAAUGGGAGAAGAAACGCAACGACAUCUGGCAAUAGAGGUAUGUGAUACCAUUAUGAGCCAUGCCAAGGAGAGGUUUUCUUUCACCAAGCAUCUCAUCAGUGCCACUCUCUUGCAAGGAGACUUGUUCUCACAACACAGCAGAAAGUUCCCAGACUCAGCACUACAAACCACGGUGGAUGCCUAUCCCAUGUUGGACAAAGCGAGACUUAAAACAGAACUGUCCCUGAUCUACGAAAAUGAGGACUUCAAGGGUUGCAGUGGUGCACUGGCUCUCUUUCAGGUUCUAAUGGAAAAUAAUCUUCAAGACACAUUCACCGAAACUGUAAGUCUUCUCAAGAUCCUCAUCACCACACCAAUGACAACAGCAGAAUCAGAGAGGUGCUUCUCUACUUUAAAGAGGAUAAAAACUUUCCUUAGGAACACUAUGGCACAAGAUCGCCUCAACGCUCUGGCUAUGCUCUCUAUAGAGAAAAAACUCACAAGGGACAUUCCAGAUUUCAACACCAGGGUUAUUGAGAGAUUUGCCACUCAGAAAGAUAGACGAGCAAAGUUCCUGUACAAAUAAGAGUUCUCCAUCCACUUCACUCACUCACCCCCCGCAUUCACUCACAUAUUCACUCCAUCUACCUUUCUCAUACACACAAAUCUAACUCAGACACCAUAUCUUAGUCUCUCUUUACUCUUUACUCUCUCUAACUCACACUAGCUGUCAUUCUCUUACUCAGUCUCUCACUCUCUUUCUCUCUCUCUCUCUCUGUCUCUCACACACUCGCACUAUAUGUCAUUCUCUUACUCUCUCACACACACACACACACAAACACAGACUAGCUGUCAUUCUCUAACUCAGUCAGUCUCUCACUCUCU
This is a messenger RNA of Alosa sapidissima (American shad), 2137 nucleotides long. Its product is annotated as zinc finger MYM-type protein 1-like. Gene Ontology annotation, molecular function: protein dimerization activity. The transcript has 3 exons. The coding region runs from base 39 to 1838 and encodes 599 amino acids. The record is from RefSeq and is a predicted model, not a curated record. NCBI's taxonomy places the organism in Eukaryota, Metazoa, Chordata, Actinopteri, Clupeiformes, Clupeidae.